CACCUCAGCCGCACAACACAAGGCAAUGCAUUCAAGAAUCCUUUUUUCUUCUCUGUCUACCUCGUCCGUACGGAUCUCUAGGGUUUCAAUCUUCGCCUGCGAUUGAAUCGCUUAGGGUUUUCUCUUCUCUGAUCCGAUUUUUUAAAUUGAAUUCGAAACAAAAAUUCGAGAAAAGAUGGUGCUUUCUCAGAGGAUUCACGAAGCAUUCAAAGGAACAGUGGAGAGAAUCACAGGGCCCCGAACCGUCUCUGCUUUUAAAGAGAAAGGAGUUUUAAGCGUCUCCGAGUUCAUCCUCGCCGGUGAUAAUCUCGUCUCCAAAUGCCCUACCUGGUCUUGGGAAUCAGGGGAGCCAAGCAAGAGGAAGUCCUAUUUACCGCCUGAAAAGCAAUACUUGAUUACUAGAAAUGUGCCUUGUCUAAGGAGGGCCGCAUCAGUGGAAGAAGAAUAUGAAGCUGCUGGAGGAGAGGUUCUUCUUGAUAAUGAAGACAAUGAUGGUUGGUUGGCAACUCAUGGGAAACCUAAAGAUAGAAGCGAUGUGGAGGAAAACUUGCCCUCAAUGGAGACUUUAGAAAUCAGGCAGAAUGAGACUGUAAGAUCAAUACCUUCUUAUUUUGGCGGUGAAGAUGAAGAAGAUAUACCUGAUAUGGCUGAUUUUGAAGAAGCUGACAAUGUUAUUGAGACUGAUGCUGCCACUCUACAGUCAACGUACCUUGUUGCUCAAGAGCCUGAUGAUGACAAUAUUUUAAGGACCCGAACUUAUGAUGUCAGCAUCACGUAUGACAAAUACUAUCAAACUCCUCGUGUGUGGCUUACUGGGUAUGAUGAGUCGAGGAUGCUUUUACAACCAGAGCUAGUGCUGGAGGAUGUUAGUCAGGACCAUGCACAUAAAACGGUUACUAUUGAGGACCAUCCCCAUUUACCUGGGAAGCAUGCAUCUGUACAUCCAUGCAGACAUGGGGCAGUGAUGAAAAAGAUCAUUGAUGUGCUGAUGUCACGUGGAGUAGAACCUGAAGUUGAUAAGUAUCUUUUCUUAUUCUUGAAAUUUGUAGCCUCUGUAAUUCCAACGAUUGAGUAUGACUACACCAUGGACUUUGAUCUUGGCAGCUCCAGCAAUUAAUUAAAGCUAUAGAUUGACAAUUUGGAAAGCUGCCUCAUAAUCUGGUAUACCCGUAUGAUGAAGCUACUGCUUGUAAUGUUUCCAACCUACCGCCUCACAAUUAUGGUACUGUUGCUUCCUAUGUUCGUAAGUCACAACCUACUCUGGGACUCGGGCAGCACACUUGUAAAUACCACUUGUGUUAUAAGAUUGUAUUCUGGAACUUUUUCAAUAUUGUUGGUUGGAAUGUUGUCGGUGCCACAUAUUAUUUGGUAAAGUAAGUUGAUUGGAUGUGGCAAAAUUUAAUUUGGAAUUGUGAAUUAGUAAGUACGAAGUACUACUAAAUGUUUAAUGCCAGAUAAACAAAUACUUAAAACGUUCGAGUUUGAACCA
Molecule: messenger RNA, 1489 nt
Organism: Theobroma cacao (cacao)
Lineage: Eukaryota; Viridiplantae; Streptophyta; Magnoliopsida; Malvales; Malvaceae
Gene: ATG3
Product: autophagy 3 (APG3)
Biological process (GO): autophagy of mitochondrion; nucleophagy; glycophagy
Cellular component (GO): phagophore assembly site; cytosol
Molecular function (GO): Atg8-family ligase activity
Source: RefSeq, a predicted model, not a curated record